Molecule: messenger RNA, 2191 nt
Organism: Mobula hypostoma (lesser devil ray)
Lineage: Eukaryota; Metazoa; Chordata; Chondrichthyes; Myliobatiformes; Myliobatidae
Gene: ficd
Product: FIC domain protein adenylyltransferase
Exons: 2
Coding region: 64-1413 (449 amino acids)
Molecular function (GO): protein binding
Source: RefSeq, a predicted model, not a curated record
AUCGGUGGUAAACGAAGGGCUCCUCGGCGGAGGACAACCAAUCAAGGUUCUGGUGCUGCGACGAUGAAUCUUGGCUGCUGGAGCCUCGGCCGCGCGAUGGAUGCGAUGGGUCUGGGGAAGCGGGGCGUCUCAGUAGCGGUGAUGCUGUUCCUCGGCUCUUUCAGCGCCUUGCUGGUGAUGCAUCUCAGGGGUGCCUUGUGGCUGCUGCGAUGCCGCCUUUUAGACUCGGGCUUGGGCGGCGACUCCAGCACCGAGCUCAGCCUCACCUACAGCGCGGUUGAACUGAGCCAAAUCGGCGAGCCCUGGGCCUUCAGGCAGAGAGUGGGGCCAGAUAUCCAGUUGGAGGCUAAAGCUGCUCUGCACCAAGCUCUGGAGAUGAAGCGUCUGGGGAAAAGAGAAAAGGCACACAAAUUGUUCAUGCAUGCCUUAAAUAUGGACCCACACUAUGUAGAUGCAUUGAAUGAACUGGGAGUCUUCAUGGAAGAGAAUAAGGAUGUUAUUCAAGCUGACCAUUUGUACACAAAAGCAUUAACCAUUUCUCCAUGCAACGAGAAGGCACUGGUCAAUCGUGACAGAACGUUACCUCUGGUAGAAGAAAUUGACCAGAAGCAGUUUAGUAUUAUUGACCACAAGGUUAAAAAGUUGAUGGCUAUACCCAAAGGGAAUGCAGCAUUGCACCGUGUGAUGGAGGAAAGUUAUUACCAUCAUAUUUAUCAUACUGUGGCUAUUGAGGGCAAUACACUGACCCUUUCUGAGAUCAGGCACAUCAUUGAAACAAGGUAUGCCGUACCUGGGAAGAGCCUGUUGGAGCAGAAUGAAGUUAUUGGGGUUGAUGCAGCCAUGAAGUAUCUCAAUAAAUCCCUGCUAUCAAGAAUUGGAUCUGUUAAUAUAGAUGACAUUUUACAGAUUCACAGAAGGGUUUUGGGUUACGUUGAUCCUGUAGAGGCUGGAAGAUUUCGAACCAAUCAGGUCUUCGUAGGCCAUCACAUUCCUCCCCAUCCCAGAGAUGUCAGGAAACAAAUGCAAGAGCUUGUCCAGUGGUUGAAUUCUGAAGAAGCCAUGAGUCUGCAUCCUGUGGAGUUCGCUGCCCUUGCCCAUUAUAAACUUGUUUAUAUCCAUCCCUUUGUAGAUGGGAAUGGAAGGACGGCUCGAUUACUGAUGAAUCUUAUUUUAAUGCAGGCAGGUUAUCCGCCUGUCACAAUCCGCAAGGAGCAGCGGGUUGAGUAUUAUACUUCAUUAGAUUUGGCCAAUGAGGGAGACGUUCGGCCAUUUAUCCGCUUUAUUGGGAAGUGCACAGAGAUGACGCUUGACUUACUGCUGAUUGCAACAGCUGAUCAUUCUGUCGAUAAAGGUUUACCUGAAGCAAAUCCAAACCACUCCGAUUAUACACAAACCAUCUUAGUUAAAAACUAAUGGUUUAAUGGCUACAAUUAUGUGAAAUUUGCCAAGUCUUCUGUCUAGCUUUCACUAGGUGUCAUGUGGGAGGGAAAAGCAAAAUCCCACUUUACAUUGUUAGGAUUAGUGAUGUUGGAAUACACUUUCUUUUUAAGAAUAGUGGACUGAAUUUCCAAAUCAAACCCAUUCCUGAAUGGUACAGAAAAGGAAAAUAACUCUUUUAUAAUGUGCCUGUGUUACUUUUAAACAAACGAGUCUUGUAAUAACUUCAACAGCUAAAUAUUAGGCCCACAAUUUGGAUGCGGUGGGACAAGAAAACAACUGAUUCCCAAAUUUCUAGAUCAGUUAAGGAAAUUGGAAUGUGGAUUCCAGCACCUGCAGCUGGUCGGCAGGUUUGUUCACUGGGGGGAGAAGCAGAACAGCUCCUGACUUUUAACCUCUCCCAAGUCAGGAGGGAGGUGAUUACUAUCUGCAUAUUGAGAACAUACUUUCAAGUUUAAUGGCCAGGGACCACUUGUAGCAUUUUUUUUAGUACCUAUGAGGGAGCAAAAAAUCAUUUUCCACGCAAUGUCAUACUAAUAAUAGUGCACCAUUUAAUGAGACUGGUGUGAAUGUUCUGAUCCUCAAAUUUGUUUAAUAUUAAUUACAGGCUGUUAUGCACAGCUCUAAAAAGGAAACCUAACUUUAAGUUUUAUACAGCUGGUGAGAUUAGUGGCGUUGGUUUCAGCCAAUUGUCAGAGAGCAAAGAUCUGCAUGAAAAAUAACCUAAGUUCAUUAGAGGUUCACUAAAAUAGAA